GCUGAAAAUGCCAAUGUAGCCUAAAAGUCCAUAACCUGUAUUUUUGCCAUAAUUUCAGCACCUAUAGGCCUACUGGUUCCUAUCGGUCAAAACCAAAAUUAUAACUCAGACGGGCUGGUUGGAACCUUUUACAGUCUAUGGUUGGAACAGGGGCAGGUUAGAACAUAUUCAGGCUACUAGGGGGAGCUGCAACAAAAUUCCAACACUAAACUGACGGCCUUCUUGAGUAGAGUAAAGUCACGAUGUAACAGGUCUCCAGGUCAUUAAUCCUUUAGCAUGGCUGUCCUCAGGUGCAGCAGCGGAGUUUGAGUGACAUCGGAGAAUCCAGACUGUGUGGAUGGACUCACCCAGUCAGUCGCCCCCUAGUGGGGCUUCAGGAGAGGUCAACAUCUUAGCUGUGGCUGGAAGUCAUGUCUCAGCUCCAACUCAGUCACACAACACAGUCCAGGGCAACAUCAGCAACACCUCACAUCACCAUCUUCAUCAUCAUCACCAUCAUCACGGCACCCGGGAUUCAGCUAUAGCCAAACCCAUACAGGAAGUAGCAGACCUGAUCCAAAUGACCUCUGAUUAUAAGAAGUGGAUCUGCUCACAGUAUGAGAGAGUGCAAGAGUACAACUCACUCCCAUGUGAAGAUGUGGCAUUGACUGACCGCUACACUGACCUGCUGAUAGUCCAGAAACACGGUGAGGAGGAACAGAAAAAAAGGGAGAUCUCUUUCAGAGGGGAAAGUUUCUUCAGUGCCAGAGAGACAUACCAAAGCUCCACCGUGGACCAGUUAUUCAGGCCUGAUGGCCGAGAUGUUCCUAAAGCAGUCAUUCUUCAGGGCCACUCUGGACAUGGCAAAUCCUUUACGUUACAGAAGAUCAUGUUGGACUGGGCAUCAGGCAACCUCUACCAGGAUCGAUUUGAACUUAUUUUACAUUUGAGAUGUAAAGAGCUGAACCAUGUUACUGUACAAAGAUGUGUGAUAGAUUUUGUGAGCUGCAGUCAGACAUUUACCCCACUGAUCUCACAGAAGCUAAAGGACUCACCACAGAAGGUACUCGUCCUCAUAGAUGGAUUUGAUGAACUGCAAUUCACAAUGAGUGAAAUCAAUAACUCAUCUGUGACAGACCAUUUCACACCAGCUCCUGUUAAGGGCAUUCUGAGUGCUCUGUUGAAGGGGUUAAUCCUUUCUAAUUGCUUCCUGCUGGUCACCACCAGGCCCACUGCUGCAGACACGCUGAGCAAAUUGCUCAAACGCCCUCAGCGUUACACUGAGACUCUGGGUUUCUCUGAGAGGGGGGUGCAGAAGUACUUUGAGAAGUUCUGUCAAGAUAAGCAGGUAGCAGAGAAGGCAUUGAGCAGAGUAAAGGCAAACGAAACACUCUUCACUUCCUGCUCCAUUCCAGUCCCAGAUCUAGCAAGUGUUCCCUUCCUGUGCAAAUUCCUCCUGAAGAAGAAUGUCCGAAAGAAAGAAAUGUUCAGUUUCAUGCAUCUGAGUUUCCAGGAGUUCUUCACUGCACUCUACUACACCUUUGACCAGAAUGAGGAGAAAGUCGAAGAGCUGCUCAAAUCUUUCCAAGGGGGUGAAAUGAAAUCGCAUCUCCUACCUGUCAUUCAGUUUCUGUUUGGCCUCUCAAAUAGAGAAGUCAUGCAGGACUUAGAGCAUCUCAAACUGCCUUCCCCAUCCUCCAUUCGAAGGCAGCUAGAAGAGUGGAUGCUUGGACUCAUCAAAAGGAAUUCGGACUCUAAGAAGGCUGGCAUGACCCUCUUCAUACUCCACUGUCUCUAUGAGCUCCAUGAGGGAAAGCCAUGCGAGGACAACCAUGAGGAAACUCCAUUUGUGCGCAGAGCCAUGGAGGCUUGGGGUGUGAUGAAUUUUUACUCCAUUCCCCUGACGAGGACAGACUGCUGGGUGCUGCUCUACUGCCUGCAGUGCUGCCCAACCAUCAGAAGCCUGAAUCUCGAAAAGUGCAACAUAACAGCAGACAAGCUGAGGAUGCUGCAGCCUGCACUGAGCAGGUGUGAGGAACUGGGGUUGGCUGUGCAGGACCUAUCUGAUGAGGAUGUAGAUGUUCUGAUCUCGGCGCUCGGGAAGGACAAGCUCUUGCACCAACUGUAUGUAGACCACAGCAGUCUGUCAGAGGAGAGUGUGCAGCAGCUCCUGAGCGCCCUCUCAAGGCAGAAGUGUGUCGGUGCAGUUAUGCUGUCCGUGAGGACCAUCUCCUUCUCCACUGCUGAGAGGCUCCUGCAGUUCAGCAGGACACAGAUGAAGAGCCAUGUGGUGGUGGUAUGCCUAUCUGAGGAGACGGGACCAGAUGGACAGAGUCUGUGCUCAGGUGUUAUACUGGGUCGAGAUCAGGACAAUUCUGUCUUAGGGAUCGCCCACUAUGGAGAUUCUUCCCCUGAAUCAGAAACCUCAGGACUGCAGCUGGCGCUUCAUCUCUCCUCAGAGCUCUCCAGCACCAAGCUGAGGGAGACCCUCCACAUGUUUCACCAGCUGACACAUUCAGCAGAGAACAGUCCAGAGUAUGACGAGUGUGUGGAUGCUCUAAUGGCGCAUCUGUCCUCUCUGCCUGAUCUGAUGAAGGUGACUCUGUUGACGGGCUGCCUGACUGAGAUCUGGGCCAAUAGGAUCCUCACCCUCAUCCACACCUGCCCCCAGUUAAGGGAAGUCCAGUUUGGUGCCUCCAUCUGUGACUCGAGCAGGGGUGAGGAGGAGAGGGGCCUGCUUCUCGAGGAGGGAAUCUGCUUACUACAGGAGGCCCAGAGGCGUCCAGACUGCACCAUCUCUCUGAUCGGGAAACGUUGCUGUCUGCCCGUGGACCCAUGCACUAGACUACAGGACCGGAAGCUCCGCUGUAAUAUUCUGGUGGAAAUGGAUGAGAAGAAAUGUGCUUUAAAGGAAUCUGUGAAGCCAACUGACUACAUACUCUCAGCAGAGGAGCUGCGCAAGCUGCUGCCUAAACUGUCCUGUUGUAAGCAGAUAAAGUUGAAAGCAGUAGCAGACCUGUCAGAUGCUGAUGUUGGUGAUUUAGUGUCUGCCCUGGGGGAAGGGGACACCCUGCACACACUGCAGCUGUUCGGCAGCGGUCUGUCUGAUGAGGGUCUGCAGCAGCUGCUGAGAGCUCUGGCCAGGCAGGCGACCGUUGGGAAGGUUGAGCUGGCCGUGCAGACCAUCACUCUCCCUGCCGCUCGCGCGCUCCAACGCCUCUUUCAGCACACUCAGAUAGGGGAGCAUGUGGGGGUGUACCUGUCUAGGGAGGAUAUAAGAGCUGAAGACAGCCUCUGCUCAUCUAUCUUUUUGACAAGAGAAAAGAGCAACUUCAUGCUGGCUGUGAAUCACUGGAGAGAUUUGUCUCCAGAAUCGGAAAACUCUGGACUUCUGCUCCGGGCUGAGCUUGAGACCGCAGACAUCGCCUUGGAUGAAGUGUUCCGAAGGUUCCACCUGUUAAAGGAAAAUACAGGGCAUGAUGAGCAUGUGGCUGGUCUGUUCUCCGUCCUGGCCUCUGUGCCUGGCCUGAAGUUUGUUGAAAUCGUUAUGGACUGCCUGACCAUCGGCUGGGCCAAUAGCAUGCUCUCUUUGUGCAACACCUGCUGCAGUCUGGACGGUGUAUGCAUGAAUCUACCAAAGCCCACUGACAGUGCUGAAAGUCUGUGUUCAGCUUACGGACUCGGAAGAGAUGGGACCCUUUUCAGGUGGAGUGUUGCCCACUAUAGAGAUUCAUCCCCUGGAUCCGAAACCUCUGGACUAGAGAUCAGACUGUUUCUCUCCUCAGAGGUCUCCGACACCAUGCAGAGGGAAAUCCUGCACAUGUUCCAUCCGCUGAGACACUUAGCAGAGAACAGUCCAGAGUACGAUGAGUGUGUGGAUGCUCUAAUGGCGCAUCUGUCCUCUCUGCCUGAUCUGAUGAGGUUGUAUGUUGGGACGAACUUCCUGACUGAGAUCUGGGCCAAGCGGAUCCUCUUCCUCAUCAACACCUGCCCCCGUUUGCAGGCAGUGUGGUUUAGCGCCGUGGUCUGUAAUGAGAGCUGGGAAUCAGAGGACUGCCUGCUGCUGAAGGAGGGAGUCCGCUGCCUGCAGGAGGCAAACAGGCACCCAGGCCGCAUCAUCAGACUUAAAGGGUUGCGCUGCUGUAAAGCCACUGAGCCGUGCACUCAGCUCAAGGACAGGACCCUGAGCUGCAACCAGCUGGUGAGGAUCCGGAUGAAGGGAGAGUCCUACACGGAGAGAAUGACCGAGUGGACGGAAGCAGAGAGAGAGGAGAUAGAGAAAGAGGGGAUGGAGAGAGAGGAGGAGAUGGAGAGAGAGGGGAUAGAGAAAGAGGGGAUGGAGAGAGAGGAGGAGAUAGAGAAAGAAGGGAUGGGGAGAGAUGACAUGUCAUUGGUGUGUUUAGUAGUUAUGAUGGCAUUUGUAGUAAUUACCGUAUCAUUAAUUGUUUCCAGACAUGUUAAGUGACGCACCUGAGCCCAGAGUCAUGAUGUGUUAAUGUAUUUAACCCAUCUGUGCCCAGAGUCAUGAUGUGUUUAUGUUUAUUUUAAAACUUUUUGACUUUUUACUUUUUAAAACACUGACACCUUUUGUCUUUGGGUGCUAGACCACUUACCCAAUUAAAAAGAAACUCACAGACCCACAGACCAUCUCACAGACCACAUAACUCACUAAAGAUUCUUAAAAAAAAUUACAUAAUACUCGCUGAACCAUUUUAAUCAAGUCUUUGUGUCUUGUGUGUUUUAUUUUGUCUUUUUGUUUAUUCUUUAUUUUUAAAUGAUUUUACCUUGUGCGUUU
Alosa sapidissima (American shad) is the source of this 4774-nucleotide messenger RNA. RefSeq lists its product as uncharacterized. The record is from RefSeq and is a predicted model, not a curated record. Lineage: Eukaryota; Metazoa; Chordata; Actinopteri; Clupeiformes; Clupeidae. Gene Ontology annotation, cellular component: cytoplasm.